This is a messenger RNA of Numida meleagris (helmeted guineafowl), 4019 nucleotides long. It is a transcript of the gene NEMP2, whose product is annotated as nuclear envelope integral membrane protein 2. The record is from RefSeq and is a predicted model, not a curated record. The transcript is spliced from 9 exons. Lineage: Eukaryota; Metazoa; Chordata; Aves; Galliformes; Numididae. Gene Ontology annotation, cellular component: nuclear envelope. The coding region runs from base 69 to 1412 and encodes 447 amino acids.
CGCCGGCCCGGCCCGCCCUCGCCGCCUGAGCUUCGCCGGGCCGUUAGAGGCGGAGCCGGAGACACCGCAUGGGCCCGCGGCGGCCGCCCUGGGCCCGGCUGGGGCUGGGGUUGGGGCUGCUCCUGCUGGCGCUGGCCGGGGCGGUGCCGGCCCCAGGUGGAAACUGUAGCCUUCUAGAAGAGGGGAGCAUCAUCCAGAAACUGCAUGAAGACUGCUUUUGUUACGUGCAAAACAGAAUCAUGCACUUACAGUACAUUUGGUCAACCAUGCGGGUAAAAAUUAACAGCACAAAAACAUUCAGGUUUGUGCCUACUCCAGAAAAAAGCAACUGUCGGAAUUCAGAAACUGUGUUCGAGUUCGCUGCGUGUGCUGUUCAAGUAUUCUGGCGACCGGAGACAUCUACAGAAACCUUCUUAAAGAUAAAGCAAUAUGGAGAGGACUUUUGCUUCAGAAUACAGCCCUUCAAGGAAGAACCGUACAUCGUGAGCGUAACACGAGAAAUGCUAGAUGGAAAGCUCUUGUUUUUGUUUGUAGCUGGAAUUUUUCUGUUCCAUUUUGCAAACAGUCUGAGCAGGAGCACCAACUUCUUCUACCUGUCUGGAAUAAUACUGGGCGUUCUUGCUCUGUUAGUUUUUGUCCUGCUGGCACUUAAAAGAUUUAUUCCGAGGCGCAGUACCUUCUGGAUAUUAUUGAGUGGCUGCUGGAUGUCCUCUCUCUAUCUUAUCUACUGUUUCAAAGAGAAUAUGCAGUGGUUGUGGUCUGAACACAGGAACUACUUGUUGGGGUAUUUUGUGGCUGUUGGAACUAUCAGCUUUGCCACUUGCUAUCAGCAUGGACCGCUUACCAGUGAACUGAGUAUAACCUUGCUCACAUGGACGCUGCAGUUAGUGGCCUUUGUCUUCAUUUACUGUGGUGUCACCAUACCUCAAGUUGCAUAUGCAAUAAUAGCAGUCAUGUUCUGCUCCAAAGGCCUGGGUUAUCCCCUCGGUGCUGCCUGGCACAUAGGCAGAAAAAUGAAGAAUCACUUUCAAUCCAAAAAGUUAGUGUUUAGAUGCCUUACUGAAGAAGAAUAUCGAGAACAAGGUGAAACAGAAACUGUCAGAGCUCUGGAGGAGCUGCGCUCGUUCUGCAAGAACCCUGACUUCUCAUCAUGGUUGGCAGUAUCCAAACUCCAGUCCCCACAUAGGUUUGCGGGUUUUGUUCUGGGAUCUCCCCACGUCUCACCUGCAGAAACAAAGGCGCACGACGAGGAAUACGGCAUUGGGAGCUCCUUCCUGGAAGAGCAGCUCUUUGAGACAAGGACAGAGUCUGAGCAAGACGAGACAACCAGCUUCAUCCACGAAGAUGAUGAUGAGAAUGAAGAUGAAAUACAUGAACAAAUUUCAUUUCCAUAUGCUACUGAGCUGCUCUGAGCUUUGGAAACUACCCUAAAAAAAGGAGAGAGGGAAAAUACAUACAUCCCGCAAAGGAAGGCUGCAGACCAGGAACUCAUUUCUGGUGAUUUCUUGUGGAUGCUUGGGGACGAACGAGCAUUUUUGAAUAACUGCUUCCUGUAUCACUGAUAUUGCCCAAUUAGAGCAACAGAAGGAAACCACAGGGACUGCUCAAGUGAAGAGCAUCUCGCGCUAUCAGUACUUUAACUGGGAAGUGUUGUUUAUUUCCAAUGCAGGUACUGACAGCAGCCUGUCCCACCACAGUGCCUUCUUUUGCCAAGGAUACUACCUCUAGACAACAGAACAUCUGCUUUGGCCCUGCUCAUUGUCAAGUCCUCUGUGCUGAGCACGAGAGGGAGAGGAAGCCAUUAUUAGUGCUCUGCUUUCACGAAGUACCCUAAACAUUAGCAAAUUUAAUAAUGUUCUUAGUUUGCUGAUAAACCACUUUUACUGUUUAUCUGACUUUUCAGUGAUAGAGAGCCACAGAUCUAACAUAGCUGAGUGACAUUUGUUUGCUCUUCUGGCUCAUCUUGCUGUCUGCUAGCUUCAUUUUGCCUCCCCCUUUUGUUCUAAGCUCCUCUUACUCUUCAAACUCCUGUCUCAUUCUUCACCCAUCUGCUUUUAAUUGUUCUAUUCCUGGACUCUGCACUGUAGUUAUGUUGUACCUUGUUCUUUACACGUCUUUGUUUCUUCACACACUCUUCCUCCCUCUUCUGCAGGCCUCUUCUUCUCCAUCUUUGACAAUUGCAGGUGGUAAGGAGAUUUCCUUCUCAAAUGUAUUUUUACUAGCGCUUUCCAUUUAACCAUCCCCAUACCUCAGAAGGUACUGCCCUCUGCUCCGGCCCACUGAACAGCCCACAAAAGGCAGCAAAGGCCAAGGUUGCUUCAUCUAUUUGGAGGAACUGCUGUAAGCUGAGCCACAGCAACGCUGUAGCCAUUUAACUGGGAAUACAGAUGACCCACUGUCUUCAGAGUGCUCAAUAAUUAACCCAUUCAAUAAAAAGCAAAGUGAUGCCUGGCAAAACAAGGAAGAAGGGAUAUGUGGCUCCUGCCUCCCCCUUCAUUCCUUCUUUGGGACUUAACACAGAAGGUGUGUGGGGAUGAGAGGCAAAAAACAGGGAGAAAAACCUAAGACACUAAGAUGUCUUUCAGUUUUUCUAUUGCACAAUACUGAGUUGGUGGUAUAUCAUGUACCCCCAGUUCAUCCAUCUGCAGAGGUCAUUCUCUUUAGUUCUUCAGACUAUCACUCUGUUCUCGUUUGACUGUUUUCCUUUACUGUCUCCAGACUGCAGAGAACACAAGACCAUUAAUUCUCCCAUCGUCUGCAGAAUGUAUCUGUGUUUGAAGGGCUGUCUUCAUAACGUGCCCAGUGAUGCUGCAGGACCUCAGCGGUGCACACACUAAUGCAGUUCCCUAUUGUCCAUCUCUGGACAAUAUAUUUAUAAGUACAUAUGCAUGAUCUGUAGCACAUUUAAGGGAGGGAAGCCCUGUCAAGCAACUGCUUCAACAUACAUUCACUUGGAAGUACACAGUAUUAAAAAAAAAAAAAAAAUAGAACAAGAGAAUUCUGUUCAGAAAGGCCACUAGUGUUAAAAACCACCCAUAAGAGAGGUUGCUGCUACUAAACCCACAGUUAAAUUGGCACCCACGCUCAAAAGUCAGGCUUGCCUGGAUGGGCACUGUCUCUAGUAAGGAGUUAUUUUCUGUAAGAAGUAACUAAGUCUACUUUUUAACUGGCCCAAACUUCCAUCCAUGCAAUUUGAGGCCAAGCAGGAAAAUCUAAUUCAUCCUAGCUUAAACCCAUAAUCUUUCUGGAUUUCCUUCCACUACUGCAGCAGAAGUUAUCCUCUUGUAAGUAUAUUAUAUAUAUACUUAUUAUACAGUAGUCAGAAACUACAUUAAAAUAACCUUUUACUUACAUAAUAACUAAAUGGAAAAGCCCAAACAAAAUAGGCAGUGACAUUUUCCAAGCACUUUCCCUUUUUUUUUUUUUUUAAUUGUUAAAGGACAACACCAGGUAUACGUACUCCAAGGGAGGUGGGUAGGAAGGAAACAUAUUUUCUGUAGUUGCAAAGUUCAAAGUUUGGGAAAAUACUAUCCAAAGCAGGGCAGGAAACCACUAAGCCCAUCCAAAGCAGAAGUGCAACAGCAUACCAGAAAGAUAACUACUUUAGUGCAUAGCUGAUACUGACCUUAAAAACGCUCCCAAGUCUGUUCCAGCAUGGGAAGCAUUUCAUAAACAAAACCUACCCAAAUCAACUGCUGUCGCUUUAGCCCUUUGCCAACAGUGAGUUUACUUGCACAGCGGUGCUCUGAUGUACAGAGAUCACACACAUGAGCAGAAACACUACUGGCAAAUGUCAUCCAGAGUUCAAUCGGAAAAUCUGGGAACAGAACCUCGAUGUUAAUCCACUGCCUUAACUAUGACAGAAGCCUUCUGUCCUUAAUGAAAGAUGAGUUACGUUUAUCUCCUGUUUCACCGUGUUAAGAAAGUUCAAAUUUUGUAUUUAAUUUGUAUUCAUGGUGCACCAUACUUGAUCUGCUUUUACUUCCAACAUUUUUUAAAUAAAAGUACUUUUCAAAGGC